AGGAAAGCAACACGGUUCUAUUUACGUAAGCGGAAGGAGGGCACGCGCGCUCACGUGAUGCACUCGCCGGUUUAAGUGGCGGUUUGCGCUUCCGUCCGCCAGGGAGUUCGCAGCCAGAAGCACCUCAAGAAAAUCGUUGCGGGCAUCCGCAAAUCAGCAACAGAAGCCGGCCGAAACCCUUACGACGUCAAGAUCUUCGCCCUCGCGGCUGCAGAUAUUUUUCGCGGUCAGCCGACAGGAAACGACAGAGGAGGACAUCCUAAAGCAACGGGCGGAAGCGCUGCGGGCCCGUGGCUUUUACCCCCGGCAACAUCGCCUCGAAUCUCGUUAAAAAACCCGCUAGGACACUGCGCAGAAGCAAGUCUUGGGCCGCUAGUGCAAUCGGCAUUCCCGAAGGAAGUGUUCAAGGAAUGUACCGUUGUUCCGCUCCCGACCAUCACGAUCUACACGCUCGCAUUAAGCUUUGCCCCACACCGCUGCCCGAGAACGGAAGUCAUCAAAUGGCAGGAUCCGUGCACAACCUGCCAGCUGGGCUUCGACAAUUUGAAAAAACUGUACUCGAUCCAGUAUUCUUGGUUCAAGUCGAUGGCAAUACAGAAUCUUCAGCAGUUAUCGGCCUAGGUGACGUUCUCGCUGCAGUCAACGGAGGACUUCGAAAGUUGGACAACAGCCUAUCUGGAGUACCGAGUCACACCACUAUGGAAGAAUUGAUUUAUGUCUGGGACCUGCUUACCGGGCCUAUGCACGGAUUUCAUCUCCUCGCCAUCCUGGCAGAUUACCGAGCUGUGGAUCCUUGGACUAAGAUCGCGACACGGAACGCAUUGUUCGUCGACGCUAAACUUGGUCUAUUGCAGUACGUCGUUGAUGUCAAUCUGGUAACCGUCGUGUCGAGCGACCUAGACCCUCAGGAAAUCGAGCGCCGGUUGGAAUUUGGAGAAGAACUCUCGCUGGAGUCUGGAAGAAUGAUUAAGGACAUCUUGAUAGAGAGUCCUGUCCAGAAGGUGCAUACCUCGGACUUCGUCGUAGAUUGGGAUGACUGAGGCGCUGUUCUACAGCUGGUUUUGGGCCCGCGUUCGGCGCAUCUACCAAGCCAUUCGAAAAAGGAAACCGCCUACGUUCAUGCAGCGCCUGCACACAUGUCCACAUAGUAGUCUCCUUGAGAAGAAUAUAUA
This is a messenger RNA of Fimicolochytrium jonesii, 1172 nucleotides long. RefSeq lists its product as uncharacterized. The record is from RefSeq and is a predicted model, not a curated record. Lineage: Eukaryota; Fungi; Chytridiomycota; Chytridiomycetes; Spizellomycetales; Powellomycetaceae. The transcript has 2 exons. The coding region runs from base 411 to 1040 and encodes 209 amino acids.